Messenger RNA from Rana temporaria (common frog), 5681 nucleotides. RefSeq names its product UHRF1 binding protein 1 like (gene BLTP3B). The record is from RefSeq and is a predicted model, not a curated record. Bases 228 to 4487 code for a protein of 1419 amino acids. The transcript has 22 exons. NCBI's taxonomy places the organism in Eukaryota, Metazoa, Chordata, Amphibia, Anura, Ranidae.
CCUCCUCCUGCUGCCUGUCUCUAGGUGAUGGUGCAGCUAAGAUGGACGCUGUGUGAUGGUGUGUGCUGCCUCUUUCCCCUGGACACUGUGUCUCUGAGUCCCCCUACCUGGAGCCUGUCCCCUCUGUGUGACUAUGGAGGGACAGGCAGACCCCUGCGUCUAGAUGAGGACCCCCCCUAGGACUCUCCUCCUCUUCUGCUGCUGAUCCUGCCCUCUUCCCCUGCACCAUGGCUGGGAUUAUCAAGAAGCAAAUCCUGAAACAUCUCUCCAGGUUCACAAAGAACCUUUCCCCCGACAAGAUCAAUCUCAGCACCCUUAAAGGAGAAGGUCAGCUGACCAACCUGGAGCUGGAUGAAGAUGUGCUGCAGAACAUGCUGGACCUCCCCACCUGGCUCGCCAUCAACAAAGUCUUCUGCAACAAAGCUUCUAUUCGGAUACCAUGGACUAAGCUGAAGACUCAUCCAAUAAGUCUGUCCUUGGACAAAGUCAUCAUGGAAAUGAGCACAUGUGAGGAGCCGCGCACGUGUAAUGGACCCUCGCCAUUGGUUACUGCUUCAGGGCAAAGUGAAUAUGGUUUUGCAGAGAAAGUAGUAGAAGGAAUCUCUCUGUCUGUCAAUUCCAUCGUCAUCCGCAUGAAAGCCAAGGCAUUCAAUGCUUCAUUUGAGUUGUCCCAGCUAAGAAUAUACAGUGUCAAUGCCAACUGGCAACUUAGCGAUCUGCGUUUUACUCGAAUACAAGACCCACAGCGUGGAGAGGUGUUGACGUUUAAAGAGAUUAACUGGCAGAUGAUUCGAAUUGAAGCAGACGCAAUUCAGAGUUCUGAUCAUGAAAUAAUGAGCGCUCCUGUCCGGCUUAUCACCAAUCAGUCCAAAAUUAGAGUCACGCUGAAGAGGAAAUUAAAAGACUGUAAUGUGGUGGCCUCGAAGCUGGUGCUGAUACUGGACGACUUAUUGUGGGUGCUGACGGACUCGCAGUUGAAGGCCAUGGUUCAGUAUGCUAAAUCUCUUAGCGAAGCAAUAGAAAAGUCAACGGAACAGAGGAAAAGCAUGGCCAGAACGCAGAGCCACACAGUAUGGCCGUCCUCUCAGCAGGUGAAGACCCAACAGUCCACCACAACCGCUGAGCAGAACCAGGCCAUCCUAAAGCUAUUCCGAGACUUUGAUGUGAAGGAAACCUCCUAUCACCUACUCAUCUCCCACCUGGACCUGCACAUCUGUGAUGACAUUCACUCCAAGGAGAAAGUGCUGGACCGGAGGAUCACUGGGGGCGCUAUGCAGUUAUCCUUUAGUCAGCUGACCGUUGACUACUAUCCUUAUCACAGAGAAGAGGACAGUUGCUGCCACUGGAUGCACUAUGGGGAUGCCACAAAAACCAGAUGUUCCUGGGCACAGGAGCUGCUUCAAGAAUUUAAAUGCAAUGUAGAUAUGCUGAAACAAGCGGUGAAAGAUCACAGCUCCAGUUCACCUAUUAAAACCGUGCCCAACGUGUCCCAGCAAUAUGGAGGUUCAGAUUCCGGCAUUAAGGUCUCACCCACAGCAUCUCUGGAGCUGCCUAAAUCCAAACUGAUGUCCAGUUCCUUUGUGGUUCGGGUGGCUGAUUUUAAUAUUUACCAGGUAUCCACAGCAGAUCAAUGCCGGUCGUCCCCUAAAACUAUGAUUUCCUGCAAUAAGAAGAGUUUGUAUCUUCCCCAGGAAAUGUCUGCGAUUCAUAUUGAAUUUACUGAAUAUUAUUUCCCAGAUGGAAAGAAUUUCCCCAUUCCAAGUUCCAACCUCUAUGUACAACUGAAUGCACUGCAGAUCACUGUGGAUGACAGGAGCAUCCUGUGGCUAAACCAAUUCAUUCUGGACUUGAGGCAGAGCGUUGACCAGUUCAUGGCUAUGUACAAACUCAGUGACAGCUCCAACGAUGAGCACAUUGACAUUCGGGUGGACGGUCUGAUGCUGAAGGUUAUCUUACCAUCACAAAAGAAGUUAGACUGUCACCAUGACCAGCCAACUGCUAUCAGCAUCCAGACUUCGGAAGUGAUCGCCAGCAACACGAGGCAGUCCCCAAACUGUCGACGUUCAGACCUUGAAGCCAUAUUCCAGGACUAUAAAGACUACCCUUUCUUCUCUAAAUCAUUCACCUCUUUCCCCCGCUCGGAGGACAGCAAUGACCUCCUGCACCCCAUAUUUCAGAGACAUGCAUUUGAACAGGACACUAAAAUGCAUGAUGUCUACAAAGGUUUUGUUGCACCAAAGCUGGACACCAAUGCGUUGAAAACAUCCUCCGGUAAGGACAUCUGGGCCAUACAUUUCACACAGUUUUGGGUCGACUACGAAGGGAUUAAAAGCGGAAAAGGCCGACCUGUAAAUUUUGUUGACUCCUUCCCCUUCUCCAUCUGGGUUUGCCAGCCCAGGCGUUUCGCACAGUCUCAGAAACAUAUCGUUUCUAAUGGUGAUACUUUAGUAAACCUUUCCAAAAGCGAAUCGACGGACUUUGCCGGUCGUCUGCAGCGCAAAAAACUCUUAAAACAAUACUAUAGCACAGAUGUAGAUGGCCAGAGUCUGCCACUGCAGAAGUCCCAGUCCUUGGACAGUAGCUUAUCAGUCCCACUACCUGAAGAGUCACCCCAAGCAGACAUCCAAGUCCUCGCUUAUAUUCAAAAACACAUGAGUGCUCAAAUGAAUCACUAUCAGUAUAUUUUCUUAUUGCUGCUGCAGGAAUCACUAAAGCAGGUCAUGGACAAUCUGCGGAAGGAUGUAGAGGGCGUGACUGGAAAACCAACUGAGGACACCAAACUGUCCAUUGGUUUGCUGCUAAAAAGUGCUGAGGUUUCUUUAUUAUUGCACCCUUUACCAGAGGAAAAUACAUCCACCUGCCCCAUCUCCCAACAAGGGAGCCCUCUUGCUGGAAACAAACGGACUUCCCCAGCAGAGAGCACCCAAGAAGAUAGCAUAUGUAACUCAACUCUUGACUUAAUCAUUGAUUCUGGUAGUGGUGACUCUGGGGCAAUUCUAGAACCUAGAAAGAUUGACUUGCCAGAUGUUGGCCUAUCAAAGUCCUUCAACGACGCUGAGCCAAGGAUGGAAAGUUUGGAAAAAUCGGUUGAAGGGUGCUCUUUGAAGGUAGAGGAUGGAAUCUUGGGACAGCUGAUUAAUGUCAAUGGUCUUAAAGACGAUGCCCACUUAGAUGAUGCCCAUAAUAGUGAUGAUAGCAUUUCCGGUUCAGUCAGCCAUUUUGAAGAAAAUCUUAUUAACCUUCAAGCCCCCGAUACAGAGCCUGUUUUAGAUCCACUUCUCAGCAUACAGAUCACUGAGGCUCAGAAGAAACAAACUGACACAAGUGGAAUCCCUAAGGAUCGCUGUCCGUCCAACCUGCCUACCUUCUCUGUUUCUUACAAGAACAUGAAGAGAAGCCCGUCCCAGUUCUCCCUGGACAAUAUCUCCAUAGACAGCAACCUGCUGGAAGAGCACCUGGUGGAGAGCGAUGGGAGUGACCCUAUGGAAGCUGGGCUGGAAGACUUCUCUUCCUUGAACUAUCAGUCCACAGUGGACACAAACAGCGUGGAACUGAGGAAUGAAGAGUACUGCGUUUCCUCACCGGACGUGGGCAGUGCUGCUGAUGAAAGCACUCAGGACUCUAAGCAAGAGCUGAUGUCCGUCGUAGUAUUUAAAAUAAGCGGAGUGAACGGUGCAAUUGAUAUUAAGGGAGAAGAUGUCACCAUUUGCCUUCAAGUUAAUCAAGUGGUUCCAAAACAGCUUGGGAAUGUCAGCGUUUGGCAAUACCUCAACAACCGGAGCAUGAGUUCUGAUCAAAAGUCCUCAUCUGUAGAAGAGAAAGAAUCGUCUCCUGAAAUCAGCCUGAGGCUGGAGACUGGCCCUAGCGCUAAGCGGUAUUCUUUAUUAGCAGCAGAGAACGGCUUCCUACAGUGCCAAGUGACAGAUUUUACCUCAGAGUUCCUCACCUCUACCCUGGCAAAUAUCCGCCAUUUUGUGGAAGACGACUCUGUGGCUGAAGUCAUGCCAAUGAAGAUUAAGGUUCAGAGAGUCCGGCUACAUUUACAGGAUGACAGUCCACGGAAUAACAACAGCGAGCAACAGCCAGAGCCCUUAAUGUUCAAUAUCGAGAAUCUCUUGGUAGAGCGAUAUGAUGAUGGGUCAUUUUCUAUCAGAGGUAAUCCAGAUGCAAGCACUAGCUCCACUUCAAAUAACAAAGAAUUGAACCAUAUAGGUUCUAUAAACUGUGACAAUACCAAAAGUAUACAGCACAGAAGCAGCGCUACAAAAUGCACACAGACACUUUGUGAUAACCCUGUACAGGCCGAACCACUAGAAGGGAAUAAAAACUACAAUCGGAAAGCAAUGGCUGUUAGUACAGAACAGCUUCUUGAAGAAAAUGAAUGUCUUAAACAGGAACUGGCCAAAACCAAGACGGCCCUUGCUGAUGCUCACAUGGAAAGGGACAGCCUUCUUCAUCAAAUAAAGAGAUUUACCUUGAUCAAAUAGCCUUGGAUUUUGUACUGGAAUGAAAUGAAAAGACUGAAUAUGUUAACUGUCAAUUCCAGUAUUAUUUAGAUGAUCUUGGCCAGAAAUUUACUAAAACGGAAGUCACCAAGAUUCGUUUUACUUGGUUAGUAGAAGGGUAGACGUGACGUUUAAGGCCGUGCAGGGAUGUAUAUUAAAACCUGUGCCCGGAGCAGUUUUUGUGUCCCACAGAAACCAAAUAUUUAGCAAGCAAUCUGGUGUUCACAUUUACGUUCUACUGGGUGUGGAAAUACGAUUGGUUGCUUUGGGUCACAGCAACUUUUUUGCGUGCACAAGUUUGUAGGAAUGUACACUUCAUGUUUUAUGUAGCCAUUUUUAUAACAAAAUCAUGCAGUUCCAUUGUCUAAAUUGUCAGCCUGAAAACUUCAAAGGGUAAUGCCAUAAAGACUCACCUCUGGAUGGUCCUGGGAUCUAUUGGUCUGUUCUUCCAUCUCACUCCUGUAGAUGUCAUUGCUGACCGUUGCAGUGAGCUAGAGGUACAGGCCAUGGGUGCUGAUGAUGCUUUGCACCUCAAACUUUUUAGGGGACAAAAAAAUGCAUGGACGUAUCUUUAAUUUAUAUCCUCCUUUACCAUACACUACAGGUACAGUCUUAUUGGCAUUCCCCUUUCAAGGCAACUUGUGCUUUGCUCAUAGAGAGCAAAGUAACAGGUUCACCUAAUUACCAAUCUCGCAGAUGCACAUACCUUUCCUUCACUUACUUGUAGCUCCAUUUGGCUAACUGGGACAAAGAGAAAGCCCAGUAUAAGAUCCAGGCCUUCAUUUGGCGCGUGCACAGAGCUGAGGGCUCUCACCCAACCCCCACCAGCACUGUCACAUGGGUGGAAGGGGUUGUGAGUCUCAUGCUCCCCAUAUCAGGAAAUAGAGUAUUUUUUCCUCUUUCCCAGUUAGAUCAGCAGGGAGCAAAGGAAAGGUGAAUAUUUUCAGCUGGAGAGGGGGCAGUUAGGUGCAUCUGUUGCGUUGCCUCGCAUGGGUUCACUUUAAGCUCUGAUUUUUUUUUAAAGUAUUAAAGUUUGAAAGAAAUGUUUUAAUUAUUUAAGGAAGGUGUAACAUCAGAUAAUAAUAUUUCUCUUUAGGCAGAUCGGUUUUAUUAUUGUUUAAGAAUUAUUUUUAAAUUUUUAUUUGCACUAUCAAUAAAUAAUUCAAUGCAUUUGCA